AUGGCAUCCGCUUCAAAAUUCGGGUUCGAGCGAUCCUGGUUUCACCGAUUGGAUGGUUCUGGCCAUCUGCUAAAGCCCACAAUCCAACCGACUCCAGGAUUCUCAGCAACGGCUGAUGCGGAACGCUUGCAUCGGGCAAUGAAAGGAGCUGGUACGGACGAGGAAACACUGAUCAAUGUCCUAGCCAGACGCACCAAUCAUGAACGUCAGGAAAUUUGUCAGGCUUAUGAAAGUCUGUAUCAAAAGCCUCUUCGGGCCGCUCUAAAAGACGAUUGUUCCGGCCAGUUCAAAACGGUCUUGUGUGAAUUGGUCCACGACACUCCGUAUAUGCUUGCCAAAGCCUUGUACUAUGCCAUGAAAGGCCUCGGAACGAACGACCGCGUCCUGAUUGAGGUGCUCACCACUCUGUGGAACGAUGAGAUGCACGCUGUGUCCGAGGCGUACAAGAAAGUCUUGGAGAAAAAAGGCGAAGAUAUCGAUGGUCAACGAGAUGAUAUUCCCAUGAUCCAACUCAAGGCUGUGAAAGACAAGGGUGUAGAAAGCGUGACUAACAAUGAGCUAGCUGAGGCGGAUGCCAAGGAACUGUUAGCUGCCGGAGCCUCCCGAGUCGGAACGAAUGAGAAACGCAUCACCCGUGUUAUCUGUGGUCGCACUCCAUUCCAACUGAGAGCAGCGAACGAGGCGUACACCCGAUUAUUCGGAAAGUCGCUGAUUGAAGACAUGACCUCUGAGUUGUCCGGUGACUACCGACGACUGAUUCUGGCAGUAUUGCGUUAUGCAAUUGACCGGCCCAAAUUGAUUGCAGAAUGGUUGCAUGACACAAUGCACGGUCUCGGAACGAAAGACUACGCUCUGAUGCGUCUCAUUAUAACCCGAUCGGAGGUAAGUUCAUCAUCAAUGAGUAGUUGA
Messenger RNA from Echinostoma caproni, 909 nucleotides. NCBI's taxonomy places the organism in Eukaryota, Metazoa, Platyhelminthes, Trematoda, Plagiorchiida, Echinostomatidae. The record is from the annotation of a GenBank genome assembly.